AUGCCGCCUGGAAAGCCAAAACCCUCAGAGAUAGCAGCCGAGACGAAGAAGACGUAUAUUCCAUUUAUCCGUCAAAACUAUAGUUCAGAAUGGCCAUCAACAUCAUACCUGUGUCCCUCAGAGUCAAUGACUGCAGGUCAGCCAACUGUGGAUGGACGACUAGCACACUUUGCUUUCUACGAAGAGGAUCCGGUUGAUGUUGCGCUGAAGUGGGCUCCCACGGAAGACAGCGACAUACCUGUGAUCAUGCCAGCAAAUGAUAAGAGACCAGGUGGAGAUUGGGAAGCUGGAGUCAUGUCUCCAGAAGAAUGUCUUUGCCGGCGGAGCAAUCUCUUUGCUACUCUAACAACACCUGCACCGCAAAGCUCCAAUUCAACUAACUAUCCAAUUCCACCCAAAUAUGGCAUCUAUUCUCGAAACGUUGUGGUCUUUCGAAAUGGACCUGAGAAGUAUGAAACAUGGCCAGAAUACAAAGCCCUUCCAGUUAUCUCUGUGCCCCCUGUGAAGAGGCCCAAAUUAGACAGUGCAGGUGUUCACUACUCAUUCGGCCAGGAGAAGGAGCUCAUGCGCGACAAAAUUCGUACAGCGUUGAGAAUUGCUGUCUACUAUGGACAUCACAAUCUCGUUAUCGGCAACUUCGGCUUGGGCCCUGGCUUCAGAAAUCCGCCCGAAGAGGUUGCCAAAAUGUGGCGAGAUGCGUUCCUGCAUGACCCAGAAUUCAAAGGUCAUUUCCAAGACAUCAUUUUUGCUUUCGAAGACCCGGAAGGACCCGGUGCCGUUUCCAGUUCAUCUAGCAAAUCUUCUUCAAAAUCAUCAUCUUCAUCUUCGAAAUCAUCCUCGAUGUCUUCCUCUUCAUCAGCAAACAAAAGCAGCGCCGCAUCAGAUUUAGCCAUUUUUAGACAUGUUUUCAAACCAUCGAAUAUCCACCCUAAUGCCUUUGCGACUGAACCGAAUCGAGAUGCCUACUCUAUGGCGCAAUACGUAAAGUGGGAGGCCUCGUAUCAAAAAUUGGUUUGA
Glarea lozoyensis ATCC 20868 is the source of this 1017-nucleotide messenger RNA. RefSeq lists its product as uncharacterized. Bases 1 to 1017 code for a protein of 338 amino acids. The transcript has 5 exons. The record is from RefSeq and is a predicted model, not a curated record. NCBI's taxonomy places the organism in Eukaryota, Fungi, Ascomycota, Leotiomycetes, Helotiales, Helotiaceae.